CUUUCUUUCGUUUUCGCCUUCCCAGCAUCUUCGGCCGUUCCCCACUUUUUAAGUCUCUUUUCCUUUGACGCGGCGCUAUCGCCUCUUCUUUUUAUACUCCUACUUCCCUUUCCCUACCCUUCCCUCCAUCUUUUCAUCCUCCAUUCCGCAUCUCGAUAUCAUAUCAGUUGGGAUACUUCAUUGCACCCCGACUUGAGAAGCGGCAUCCAUCAUGUCUGCAAAGCCAGCAGAUGCUUCACGCCCUAGGGCUGGGGACUCCAAGAAGGUCCAUAUCGCCGACACUGCCCUCACCCGCCAGAACUGGCACAAGCAUGUCAACUGGUUGAACGUCUUCCUCAUCAUCGGCAUCCCCUUGUAUGGCUGCAUUCAGGCUUUCUGGACGCCUCUUCAGCUCAAGACCGCCCUCUGGGCCGUCUUCUACUACUACUGCACUGGUUUGGGAAUCACAGCCGGUUACCAUCGUCUUUGGGCUCACUGCUCGUACUCUGCCGGUCUGCCCCUCCGCAUCUGGCUCGCUGCCGUCGGUGGUGGUGCUGUUGAAGGUUCCAUCCGCUGGUGGGCUCGUGACCACCGCGCUCACCACAGAUACACCGACACGGACAAGGACCCUUACUCCGUUCGUAAGGGCUUGCUCUACUCUCACUUCGGUUGGAUGGUCAUGAAGCAGAACCCCAAGCGUAUCGGCCGUACCGACAUUUCCGAUCUCAACGAAGACCCCGUCGUUGUGUGGCAACACAGAAACUACCUCAAGGUUGUUUUCUUCAUGGGUCUCGGUCUCCCCAUGUUGGUUGCAGGUCUCGGUUGGGGUGACUGGUGGGGUGGAUUCGUUUACGCCGGUAUCCUGCGUAUCUUCUUCGUCCAGCAAGCUACCUUCUGUGUCAACUCCUUGGCCCACUGGCUCGGUGACCAGCCUUUCGACGACCGCAACUCCCCCCGUGACCACGUCAUCACUGCCCUGGCUACCCUCGGUGAGGGGUACCACAACUUCCACCACGAGUUCCCCUCCGACUACCGCAAUGCCAUUGAGUGGCACCAGUACGACCCGACCAAGUGGUCCAUCUGGACAUGGAAGCAGCUUGGAUUGGCCUACGACCUCAAGCAGUUCCGUGCCAACGAAAUCGAGAAGGGCCGUGUUCAGCAGCUCCAGAAGAAGAUCGACCAGAAGCGCGCCAAGCUUGACUGGGGUGUUCCCUUGGACCAGCUGCCCGUUUUGGAAUGGGAUGACUACGUCGAGCAGGCCAAGAACGGCCGCGGACUCGUCGCCAUUGCCGGUGUCGUUCACGAUGUUACCGAUUUCAUCAAGGACCACCCUGGUGGCAAGGCCAUGAUCAACUCGGGUAUCGGCAAGGAUGCCACCGCCAUGUUCAACGGUGGUGUCUACUACCACUCCAACGCCGCCCACAACCUGCUGUCAACCAUGCGUGUGGGUGUCAUCCGUGGUGGCUGUGAAGUUGAGAUCUGGAAGCGCGCUCAGAAGGAGAGCAGCGAAUACGUCCGUGAUGCAACUGGCCAGCGCGUCAUCCGCGCCGGUGAGCAAGUCACCAAGAUCCCCGAACCCAUCCCUACUGCGGGUGCGGCAUGAGCUACAUCUUCUCAUCUGCCUUGUGACAUUUUCUCUUCUCAGUAAUGUAUUUCUGUCUUUAUGAAGAUUUGCCUGUCUUCCUUUU
Aspergillus wentii DTO 134E9 is the source of this 1667-nucleotide messenger RNA. Its product is annotated as stearoyl-CoA 9-desaturase sdeA. Bases 212 to 1582 code for a protein of 456 amino acids. NCBI's taxonomy places the organism in Eukaryota, Fungi, Ascomycota, Eurotiomycetes, Eurotiales, Aspergillaceae. Gene Ontology annotation, biological process: unsaturated fatty acid biosynthetic process. The record is from RefSeq and is a predicted model, not a curated record. Gene Ontology annotation, molecular function: stearoyl-CoA 9-desaturase activity; iron ion binding; heme binding. The transcript is spliced from 2 exons. Gene Ontology annotation, cellular component: endoplasmic reticulum membrane.